Messenger RNA from Camellia sinensis, 1645 nucleotides. RefSeq lists its product as uncharacterized. The record is from RefSeq and is a predicted model, not a curated record. NCBI's taxonomy places the organism in Eukaryota, Viridiplantae, Streptophyta, Magnoliopsida, Ericales, Theaceae. Gene Ontology annotation, molecular function: RNA binding.
UCCAUCCAUCAAUGCAUCAAAGGCGUCGGGCAAACCCUAAAACGUGGCUUCCAUGCAUGGAUUGGUCCGGAGCAGCACACGUUGGGCCUAAGAUUACAUAUUGGUUCUUAAUUCCCUACCCUACUGCUACUACUACUACUUGAUUGAGGUUGAGUUGAGAGACACAAACAAGCAGAAGAGAAAAGAGAGGAAAGCUCAAUUGGCACUGGGUAGUAGAGAUAAUGUUCUACAGAGGAUAUGGAGAUGUUGGCAAUAGGUAUGAAAUGGGUCCAAAGCGGCAGCGGGUGAUUGAUCAGGGUUCUUCAUAUGGGACUUCUCCUGGUUCUGGUUUUAUGUAUAAUCCUUCUCCUUAUUUCUAUAUUGGCCAGCCACCUCCUUUCCCUGUUGUCCGACUUCAAGGCCUUCCAUUUGACUGCUCGGAAGCUGAUAUUGAAGAGUUCUUCUAUGGUCUUGACAUAGUUGAUGUUCUUUUUGUCCACAAGAAUGGGAAGUUCACAGGGGAAGCUUACUGUGUUUUGGCAUAUCCUCUUCAAGUCAAUUUUGCUCUUCAGAGGAAUAGGCAGAACAUUGGCAGGAGGUAUGUCGAGGUUUUCAGAAGCAAAAGGAAGGAAUACUAUAAGGCCAUAGCAAAUGAAGUUUUAGAGUCACAUGGUGGUUCACCUCACCAAAGUGUCUUUAGAGCAAAAUCAUUUGAUAAUGGAAAGGAUUCAGCUGAACACACAGGGGUAUUGCGAUUGAGGGGAUUGCCAUUCUCAGCUGGCAAGGAUGAUAUUAUGGAUUUCUUUAAGGAUUUUGUACUUUCAGUAGACUCAAUUCAUAUUACGGUUAAUUCGGAAGGAAGGUCAACCGGGGAAGCUUUUGUGGGAUUUGCAAAUGCAGAAGAUUCAAAAGCUGCAAUGGCAAAGGAUAGAAAGACACUUGGAAAUCGCUAUGUAGAGCUUUUCCCUUCAUCGCAUGAGGAGUUGGAUGCAGCAAUUUCGAGGGGCCGAUCCAACAUUUCUUGUAAACGAAAAUCUUCUGAUGAGGGGAAGGAUUUAGCUGAACAGCUGGCAAGGGUGACAUUUUAGAUUUCUUCAAAGAUUUUGUGUUGUCGGAAGAUGCGAUUCACUUGACAUUUAAUUGGGAUGGGAAGCUAACUGGUGAAGCAUUUGUGGAGUUUGCUGGCAUGGAGGAUUCAAAAGAAGCAAUGGCUAAGGAUAGGAUGACUCUUGGGAGUCGUUAUAUAGAGCUGUUUCCGUCAUCAUUCGAGGAGUUGAUUGAAGCACUUUCAAGGGGACGGUGACUUUAUUCAUCCAAAAAAAAAAAAAAAUUACUGACUUUACAUUUUUGGCCUUUUAAGUUGCUAUUUUAUACUAAUGAUAUUUUACUUGAGGUAUAAAGAUAUUUUUUGGUGUGUUUAAUUAUUUGCCAAAACUUUGGAAGAAACUUAUAUUGCAAAUUACUGCUUUAGAGUUGUCAAUCUUGGUCAAAUCAGAUUAUGACAGCCAACUUGUCACUUAUGAUGCUUGUAUGUUGCUCAAGUUAGUAUUGAAAAGCAAUAAUGGCUGCAUUAUCAGAGGAUGAUUUAGUCAGGAUUGUACCUAAGGUUCCUUGGGAAAUAGACUUGAUAUAAGCUUUUGCCUCUUCUAAAGGGUUUUUUGCUCAA